ACGCUUGAAAAGUUAAUAAUUUGACAAAUAUCUUGUUUGUGCUUCCUGCAUCACACACAGUGGCGUAUUUACUUGUCAAGAUUCACCAACAGAUAAUAAACAGCCAUGAUUCCUCACUCCUGAUUCUACAAACUCACCAAAACAUUACUUACAAAUGGCAUCAUCAACAGCACUCUUCAGUUUCAAACUCUCUCUAUUCAACUCACUUCACCAUCAAAGAGUAAAGAAUUCAAAAGCUUCGUUCUCUAAUUCUCAUAUCAAUCCACGCAUCAUUUCUUCUUCCACAAACAAUCAUUUGUCGCCAACACGUGUCACUUAUCCACUUCUUACCUCUCACUCCUCUCAUAAACGUAGAUUCCAAGUUCAAGCGCAGGAGUAUUCUGCUGGGAACAAUUCUGAGUCUGUUGCUUCCGACCAAGAGAAAUUUUCUUGGUCUUCUGUUAUUCUUCCGUUUGUUUUCCCUGCAUUGGGUGGCUUGCUGUUUGGUUAUGAUAUUGGUGCCACAUCCGGUGCUACAAUUUCACUGCAGUCACCUGAGCUUAGCGGUGUCGCUUGGUCCAAUCUUUCUUCCAUUCAGCUUGGUCUUGUGGUCAGUGGUUCCCUCUAUGGGGCUCUUCUUGGCUCACUUCUAGCAUUUGCAAUUGCUGAUUUCAUUGGGAGGAAGCGGCAACUUAUUGGUGCAGCCCUGUUGUAUGUACUUGGUAGUGCAAUCACUGCCACAGCACCAGAACUUGGUGUUCUCUUAGCAGGAAGGCUGCUUUAUGGACUUGGUAUAGGUCUGGCCAUGCAUGGAGCUCCUUUAUACAUUGCAGAAACUUGUCCAUCACAAAUCCGUGGGACUCUAGUAUCAUUAAAAGAACUCUUCAUCGUUUUGGGGAUUCUGUUGGGUUAUUUUGUGGGAAGCUUUCAGAUUAGUACAGUAGGUGGAUGGAGGUUCAUGUAUGGAUUUAGUGCUCCACUUGCUGUGUUGAUGGGACUCGGAAUGUGGACUCUCCCCGAAUCUCCUCGGUGGUUGCUUCUCAAUGCCGUACAAGGAAAAGGUUCUUUUCAAGAUUUGAAGGAAAAAGCAAUUGUUUCCCUGGGCAAACUAAGGGGCCGGCCACCUGGUGACAAAGAAUCUGAGAAGCAGAUAGAAGAGAGCCUUGUCUCGUUGAAGUCUGCCUAUGAAGAUCAGGAAUCCGAGGCGAGUUUCUUAGAGGUGUUUCAGGGUCCCAAUCUGAAAGCAUUCGUAAUUGGCGGGGGGCUAGUAUUAUUUCAACAGAUAACAGGUCAACCUAGUGUUCUGUAUUAUGCUGGUCCUAUUCUUCAGAGUGCUGGAUUUUCUGCUGCAGCUGACGCGGCUAAAGUUUCAGUUGUUAUUGGCUUAUUCAAGUUAGUAAUGACAUCGGUUGCUGUCCUAAAAGUGGACGAUUUGGGGAGAAGACCUCUGCUGAUUGGAGGUGUCAGUGGCAUUGCCUUAUCUUUAGUUCUCCUUUCUGCUUAUUAUAAAUUUCUCGGAGGGCUACCAAUUGUUGCUGUUGCAGCGUUACUUCUUUAUGUUGGUUGCUACCAGAUAUCAUUUGGGCCGAUAAGUUGGCUGAUGGUAUCCGAAAUCUUCCCACUUCGCACUAGAGGCCGGGGGAUUAGUAUGGCUGUUCUUACCAACUUUGCUGCCAAUGCUGUUGUUACCUUUGCAUUCUCACCAUUGAAGGAGUAUCUAGGAGCAGAGAACCUUUUUCUCCUUUUUGCAGCCAUUGCUUUAGUGUCACUUGUGUUCAUUGUAACUUCUGUCCCAGAGACAAAAGGCUUGAGCUUAGAAGAAAUUGAAUCCAAAAUCUUGAAGUGACAGCAGAACUAGCACCUUUUGAUGUAAAUGUAUCAUAAUUUGUCGCAUUGUGUAUAUCACAUGUGUCGGAUUUGAUUUUCAUGAUAAUUUUUGCAUUAAGAAGAUAAUAUUAUAAUCUCUAACCAAGUUACUCAAAUCACAUCAGGGUUCUAACUUA
Molecule: messenger RNA, 1982 nt
Organism: Medicago truncatula (barrel medic)
Lineage: Eukaryota; Viridiplantae; Streptophyta; Magnoliopsida; Fabales; Fabaceae
Product: D-xylose-proton symporter-like 3, chloroplastic
Exons: 14
Coding region: 155-1825 (556 amino acids)
Biological process (GO): D-glucose transmembrane transport
Cellular component (GO): membrane
Molecular function (GO): D-glucose transmembrane transporter activity
Source: RefSeq, a predicted model, not a curated record